AUGUACCUCCGCAGGGCGGUCUCCAAGACCCUGGCGUUGCCUCUGAGGGCGCCCCCCAGCCCGGCGCCGCUCGGGAAGGACGCAUCUCUUCGCCGGAUGUCAUCUAACAAAUUCCCUGGAUCAUCUGGAUCAAAUAUGAUUUAUUAUCUACUUGUAGGUGUCACAGUCAGUGCUGGUGGAUAUUAUACUUACAAGACAGUAACAUCAGAUCAAGCCAAGCACACGGAACAUAUAACAAAUAUGAAAGAAAAAACAAAAGCAGAGUUACAUCCACUUCAAGGUGAAAAAGAACAUAUUGCAGAAGCUGAGAAAGCAAGUCCAGAAGCUCCUGAAGUAUCUGUAGUGGAAGCUGAGGUGGUAGCUGCUGAAGAAAUUCCAGAUGCUACAGUUGCAGCCCUAACAGAGGCUUCAGCCUGUCCAGGUGGUGUGGAGGCUGCUCCAGAGACAGCAGCGAUCAGUGCUGGAACGACCCCAGAGGUUCCAGAGGCCGCGAUGGGUGACACCACAGAAGUCAGUGCUGGAACGACCCCAGAGGUUACAGAUCCAACUCUGGGUGAAGCUGUUGCCAUCGAUAAUGACAAAGGUACAACAGAGAACAAAAGCUCUGAAGAAUGUGCUGAACUAGAAGAAGAAAAUUCUCCAACUGAGUCACAACCCUCUGCUGAGGAUGGUUUACUGGCAGAAGCCAGUGUUGAUGCUGAGGCUGUCUCGGCUCAAGGCUAA
Messenger RNA from Otolemur garnettii (small-eared galago), 723 nucleotides. It is a transcript of the gene MGARP, whose product is annotated as mitochondria localized glutamic acid rich protein. The record is from RefSeq and is a predicted model, not a curated record. Bases 1 to 723 code for a protein of 240 amino acids. Gene Ontology annotation, cellular component: mitochondrial outer membrane; mitochondrion. NCBI's taxonomy places the organism in Eukaryota, Metazoa, Chordata, Mammalia, Primates, Galagidae. The transcript has 5 exons. Gene Ontology annotation, biological process: anterograde axonal transport.